AUGUACUUUGGAAUCAAUUUGAUACUUCUUUGAGGUAAAUAUCCUUGCGAAUUGUUGACAAAAAGUUAGCAGAAAUUACGCUGAGGAUUUGUGUGGUUUCAUCUGUGUUCCCGGUGAGGGUCUGGACUCUAACAAUAUUUGAAGCAACCUUGGUAUUCAAGGAACUCCAGUGUACACACUCUAGAAAGAUGAAGAAUUUGGUCUUCUGUUUGAAGCAAAUGCUGAUGAGAAGCCCAGAUAAGGACUGAAGAUCAGACAAGCUGUUUUUAUAUGGUGUUAAAGGCCAGCAGGUUUCUCAGCCCAACGUGCUUCAAAGUGUGAACCUUGGCUUGAGAGGGAACUUAUGCCUGCUGUAUAUAUGGACAAGAAAAUUAUCAGAAAGCCUUAAGUUUUUAAUAUUGUUUACACAGUUGGGAAGCCCAUUGGUUAUAAUGUUCAAGAGGACAAACUCAGAGCCUUCAACUGGUUCCCAGAAGGCUCCUCAAACUGAAUUCAUGCCAAAAGGAGGGUACAAGAGUGUAUUAUUGACUCCUUCACAGAGUUUGCCGUUAUCACCCUCAGAGCUUAAUACACCAGGAUUCCUUUGCUCUUUUGGUUUUGCCAACAACAGGUCAUCAUCCCAACCUGAAACUCCCAAGUCUCACAUGGAAACCACCCCACAGACCUCAACUGCACUUGAUGAUGUUGAUACUCAGAGCAAAUCAGACUCCAGCAUGUCCUUGCCAUCUGUGAAUAGUGUUAAAGCUGAUUUGAGUAGUUCACUUCCACCGCAGAAGGGCGGUGCCAAUGAAGAAAAACACGUUGAUCUCUCAGAGUCACAACUUAAUUUCUUAUCACACAAUUUGUCAGAGAUUGCUGAUAAAGUAUCACCUUCAAAGUAUGAUGAAAUGAAUGAAGUGGACUUAGAUUCUUUGGAAAUACUGACAGAAGAAACUUUAAAGCAAUCAUCCCAAGUAGAAUUUCCAAGCAAUGAACAAACACGAUUCAAAACUCCAUAUUCAAGACGAAGCAGGGAGAAUAAAUCCUAUGUAUCUAAACAAAAGAGUUUUACCCGAAAAAGAACUCAGGGUUAUCAUAGCUCUCAUCAAGAAAUGAAUAACAAUGGAGAAAUAUCUUUGGAUACUUCUAAUGUUCUAAUACUUGGUAAUGCUCAAGAAACAUUUAAGCAUGAUAGUGAGAGCGAAUCAGGUUACAGCUCAUCUAUGUCAACAUCAAUAAGUUUAAGUGAUGAAAAUGAAGCGUUUAAAAGACUUAGCUCAGGAAAUGGAUCUGGUACAGACUUUGAUGCUGAUGAAUUAACAGUAACUGAAGAUGCAGAUCGUACCAGGAAAAAUUCUGUGGAUAAGGAAGUGAGAAAUGAAAGGCCUACACCUCCUUUGGAACACAGGGACUCUAGUUAUCUUCAAGAAAGGCUGGAUUCUUUAAUUCAGGGUGUGUCAACUGGAAUGGGUGAUGUUUCUUUAGCUGAAGUACUUUUGACAAAAAGUGAUGUUAACUCACAUGGUGAUGUAUCAAAUGUUUUAGAGGAACCAUCACCAAGUUUUAAAUUAACUUUUACCAAAAAUCAGGAAGGUGAUCAGUCCAAGACAGAAUCAAAAGAACGAUCUAACAGUGCUGCAAAACCACCCUUUCCUUUACUUAAGGGCAAGGUGUCUUCAGAUGACUCAGCAAUACCAAGAAGUAAAGGUGGUAAAAGACCAGGUUUAGUACGAAGAAGGACAACACUAGUGUCUUUUCGUCCUCCAAAACAAAUGGCUGCUCAAGAAGGAGAAGGUGACAUUGUUGAAAUGGACGAAGUCGGGUUCAUGCAACUGUUCACUGAUAUUAAAUCUCUAAAGACUCAAUUGCUUAAACUGAAACGUGAACUUCAAGAGGCUGAUGUCGUUUCUCCACUGAUGCAUUCGCACUCCUGUUUGGCAAGGAGGGCAUCUGCAUCUGUUGACUCUGAUCCAGCAAUGGAGAGAGAAACUGCUUCACAUAGAAAGAGGAUGUUGAACAGAACCAUGACCAUGGAUCCUGCAGCCAUGCAAGAGAGGAUUCAGACCACCAGAACAAGAGGUUCCUCCAUGUCUUCAAUGGAUGGAAAAGAUAGUGUGGACGAUGUCACAGAGAUUUCACACUUACCGGUAUUCAGUAGUUCAGUGCAGACCAAGGAAGUGGCGGCAAUCCCUGAUGUCAAGCCAGAAGCUGCGUCAACUGGGGCUAGUGUCGAGGAAGUGAAGAAACUUCGUGACGAACUAGGAGAAGUGAAAAACAAACUUCUUGAUCUUACUCAGGAGAGAACGUCGCUUAUGAUUGAAAGAGAAGAACUCGAACAUGAACUCGACAGCAAGAAUCACACGAUCAGAAUGCUUCAAAAACAACUGGAAGCCCAAGACAAUCGAGACGAGAUAGCAUACUUCAAGAGUCAAGUCAAGUCACUCACAGAUCAGAUACAGCAACAGCAACAGAAGAUCACAGAACUUAGAUAUCGGUCGACCAGCCCUGGUCCUGUCCCCCUGGGAUCGGUUCCAAACCUUCAAAACAAAAAGGAAGCUAUCAAAUCAGACAUCAGGAAUCGCCUCAGGGAUGCUUUUGUGAGACAUCUGGGAGAGUCGUCAAAGAGUCAUGUUCAGCUGAGCAAACAUAUCCAGAAAGCGGAGCAGAACAUCAUCAUGGCACAGAAAGGUCUUAUCUCGUUAUAUUCACCACCUGUCCUAUCACCUCACGCCAGCACAGAGCAGCUGCCGAAAGACAAAUCGAGACCUUCGUUCGAAAGAUCCGACUCACAUUCAAGUGUCGAAAGAGGUCACGAGGACUCGGAUGGAAGAGAAUACGAAUCGGACUCGACAAAGUCAAGCAACCGACGAGGAAUGACAUCCUCGGGAAUCGAAGGAAACAACGAAGACUCAAGUUCGGAGGCUGGAAGAUCUAGGAGAAGACGCACAGCGUAUCCAAGUCAAGACGAAUCGGAUGGAAGAGCGUCUGAUUCAGAUUCGGGAAAGUCGAACAGACGGCGAAUUGCGUCGCCACCAUUGGAUUCGAUCUCUGAUAAACCGAACAAGACAAUUUUAGAAUCUAAUCCAUCUUUGCCAGGGAUACAGAUUGAGGUAACAGACACUGGCAAAACCAUUAGACAGUCCUCUUUGGCUUCACCACGAACAAGAAAAUUAUCACGAUCAAAAUUAUUUAGCAAGAUAGAAUCCUCACCUCUCUCACACUCAUGGACUCCUGGCGCAAUUGAAAAGAUUGUAAAAUCGUGGAGAGAAGCAAAAUCUCCUGAUGUUCAAGAGAAAACGAAAGAGGAAGACAAUCCCCUUAAACAUGAGACCCACGUCCAGUUUCUUUGAAAGUUACGUCUUAAGAAGGAAUAUACACUUUUUUUUAAGGUACAUGUUUCUUGCCAAGGCUAAAUUUUCUGAAUUUUUUAUGAACCUUUUUUUAGGCUGAGAGUUGAUUUUUACACUUUUAGAUUAUAUGGUAUAGUUUAAUGAUGAAAGGGAAGGACGUGUCUUUAUCGUUUUGUUGGCAGUGUGAUUUCGAUUUCAUUGUGUUUUGUUUUUCCACUAAUUUGUAAAACUUCAUUCAAGAGUGUAUUCGCAGCUUUGGGUGUACAAGAGUAUUCUGAACAUGUCCUAUCACUUCACUGAUUUCUACCUUGAUUAGCCAGAAAAGAAUAUAUAUAAAAAGAGAAGUGUACACCCGCUGUUCACGCCACGAUCAGACUGAUCUGGUCACUGAAGCCUACUCGUGUUCAUAAAUAUUUCAGAGUUAGUCAAGAUUUUCCCCAUUUUCAUGCUACAAUUUUUUUCUUACUAUAACCCUGACUUGUUAACGGUGCAUAUUUGAUCGGACACUGACAUUAAUCCCUUUUUAUCAUUAUUAUCAUCAUCAUCAUUAUUAUUAUCAUUAUUGUUGUUAUUAUUAUCAUCAUAUCGUUGUGUUUUUUAUCAACCAUGUUUCAAAAAGCUGUGCCAUUUAUCUCGUUGCGCUGGACUGUCGCCAUAAGGUUGUUGUAGGUAUAUGUGUGUGCUUCAAACCGACACCAUUUGCAUUGUAUUCUCUCAUCAUCACUUUAAUGAUGAUAUAUACCAACAACAUGCCAUGAUUGUAAACAAAAAUCGCAAUAAACAGGAAAGAGACUCUA
This is a messenger RNA of Stylophora pistillata, 4126 nucleotides long. RefSeq lists its product as uncharacterized. Lineage: Eukaryota; Metazoa; Cnidaria; Anthozoa; Scleractinia; Pocilloporidae. The record is from RefSeq and is a predicted model, not a curated record.